AGGGGGAGGGGAAGGGAAGGCGAAGAGGGACGGAGGGAUGGCUGGGAAUGCCACCUGGGAGGCCGAGGGCGAAGGGGGAGACAGCAGCAGCAGCAGGAGGAGCAGGAGGAGGAGGAGCAGCAGCAGAAGCAGGACCCGUUUUAGGGCAGCAGAGGGCAGCAAUUGCCCCAUUUGGUUCUCUGCUCGUCUUCCGAUGAGAGGAGCGAGGGCGAGAGGGAGGGAGAGGGAGAGGAAGGAAGGGGAGGGAGGGAGAGAGAGCGGUGGGGUGGGAUGUGGAUGUGCUGAGGAAUAGGAGGAGGAAGAAAAGCGAAGUGAAGCGCAGAGGGCCGGGGCUUGUGGGGGUUGAUGAGGUGGUGCUAGAGGUCGCCUGCCUGCCUGCUCGCUGCUCGCUGCUCGCUAUACAUCUUCUGCACGAGACAAGAGCCCGGUCUUUUUAUUUUUCCUGGUGUUUCUUCUUCCCUCCUCCUCCCUUCUCUGCGUCUCCUUCCGGUGCUCCAGCAGCAGCAGCAGCACCACCUCCUGUGUGUCGCAAGUGGGUCAGAGCAAGUGCAGGCCCAAUCGAGCGAGAGUGGCCGAGUGGCCGUGAGAGGGAGGGCUCGUCAGAUAACGGUGGUGGAGGGAGGUGCCGAGAGAGUGAGAAGAAGCGAGCACGCCUGUUCUGCUGAUGCCUGAUCCUGAAGACCAUUAAACACGAUCCAGAGAUUCUGGGUGUUUUGGGCGGAGCUGUGCUCUUUCUCCUGUGCCCUCGGAGUUCAAAUGAGGCCUGGGGCAGAUUUUAUGAAAAUCGGCAGAGAGGGAGAGCUUGGAAGCUAGAGAGGGUUUUGGUCGACGUUUAGGUUUCAUACGGAGAAGUUGAGUGACAGAAAUCCUUCACCUCACCUCUGGCCGAUGUUAUACAAACCUGGGCGGGUUCAUAACUGGUGUUGGAGGAGGUGGAGGGACGGGAAGGAAAGUUUUGACAGUGACUGAAGCGGAGGUAUUAGGAGUGGGCUACGGAGUGGGUGGAACUCGGAUCACACAAUGGACGUCCAGAAUCAGCCAGGAAUGAAGCUACGAGUGCAGGCAAUCGAUGCCAGAGGCAGGGAGGGUUAUGAGGGAUGAUGAGCUGGUGAUGGAGUUGUGAAAGGAGAAAUUCACUUUUCUGAGGAGCGGAACUUUCCCCACACGUAGAGAUAGACAACAUAGUCGAGUAUUCUCAACCAUUCCACGCGCAGGAUAAAACCUGCAAUCAAAUGGUGCUUAUUUAGGUUAUUCAAGUCAUCCCUACCCUGGCCCAAGUCGCCCUUGGCCUCCUGCUACUACCUUAGCCAUCGACGAUGCUCUAAUGUGGGCGUGGAGGUUGGUCAGCGCUGAAGGGCCGCCCUAGCUGUCGUACGAAGAGUGCGGAAAAUUCUCUUCACCAUCUCAGUUUUGUGGUCUCGGGAAGUUUCUUUCGCGCUCACCUUUCCAUCUGUCUCUGCCCCCAUCCCCCCGCAUCCUCUCUAAACUGAAGACUUGGGUAUUCCGAGACUCUCGUUCUCUUCAGAACAUCUCCAUCGCCAUCUGCUGUUUGUUUCGAUUACGCCCGUGUUGUGAAGACACUGCUGUUUGGAUAUACACAUAUAUCUGCAACCCUGUAUAUCUCAGCCAAAAGAAGAUAAGGUUUCGCAAACUCAACCUACAUCGUGAGAUGCCCGGACACAUUCUGGUUUCCUCAAGAGGGCAUUCUCCGUAAGAAUGAGUAAUCAAUGCUGGAUGUUUCUCAGAAGUUACGACACGUAGCUGAUUCCGAGAAGUUCGGCUUCUUUAACCUUCAGCCUUCCAUAGCCCGCUUGACAGGAUACCAGGACGGCCUUGCAUUGGCUCACCUUCUAUCACGGCCAAAGUUUGCCCUCCAGGAGUGUUCGAGCCGUGUGAAGCUCUUCCUCAGUAUCUUACUCUGGUUCAUUGCUGUGGCUGGCAUCUUUCUUCAAACUAAUCGUCCCUUAGUUUCUUGGUACUCGGGGCGAUCCGCCGGCAAGCAAUUGCCAAUUGAAGAUCAGUGCUGUCAAGUGGUUUCAAAGGGACAAUUGACUGAGGAGUCGACACUGACAGUGACCUGACGGUCACUGGUUUCUCCGAUUGGUACUUUGCCUACGCCUACUUAGACAAUGCUGAUUCUUCAUUCGCACAAUUUGCAUUGAGCAAUUACUACAGGGAUGGAUGAGUUCAGGCGAUGCUCGGGUGAGAUGGCAAAUCUCGUUUGCACGACGUUUUUGUCGCCUAUUGGAACGUUCUAGUUUUUGUGACUAAGCGAGCUUGAAUUGGAUUACACCGAGGGAGGCGCGUGGAGUUCAGAGGCUCGAAAGUGAACGACCUGUGAGCAAUUAGGAGUGAGAGGGAGCUGAGAGGUUAAAGGGGUUGAAUGCAGUGACAUGGUGCAGCGGAGGUGGCGGGGUACGCCUCCCUUCAUUGGGUACUGGCGCCUGCUGCUUUCUGCAUUUCCUGAAGGAAGUCGUGCCCACACACACAAGCGUUCUGCACGAUGUCUCGCUGCUAUCCAUACCCGCCUCCGGGAUACCAAAAGAAGGCCCAACAACCGGAAGUGAGCGCUGCUGCUCCUAAGGCUCCUCAAAAGGAGAAGCACAAGAGCAAGGACAAAGAGAAGGAGAAGAAGGGAAAGGAUAGUGAGAAGGACAAGGAUAAGGAGAAGAAGGACAAGGAGAAGAAGGAUAGGGAGAAGAAGGAUAGAGAGAAGAAGGACAAGGACAGGGACAAGGAUAAAGAGAAGAAAGAUAAGGACAAGAGCAAGGACAAAGACAGGAGGGACAAGGACAAGAGGGACAAGGACAAGGACAAAGAGAAAGAGAAGGACAACGACAAGGAAUCCAAGAGGGAGAAGAGAAAGAAGGAUGUCGAAACCAAUGGAACGUCACAUGGUGACAAGGACCCGCGGUCCAGUAAGCUUCAGCGAACAGAAGUGCUCCACUCCACUGAAGAAAAUGGGAGAGUGCGCGAGAUCAAGACUACUGCUGCUGUUGUUGCGCGUCCUCUUGACAGGGAUGGCAAGGAUGCCGCCAAGGCUCUUGACAAAGAUGGCAAGGAUGGUGCCAAGCCUCUUGACAGAGAUGGCAAGGAUGCUGCCAAGCCCCGUGGUAGUGUUGGAGGACCUGCUACUCGCCCUUCCUCCAUGUACAGUAAAGAACAACAUCAACCGAACGGCAAGGUUGACCGUACCCUGCCACCCAUAGUUUUGUCAAAGCCCGUGACAGGUGAUAGUCCACCAGCAGUCAAAGUAGAAGAGGCUGCUCCUAGUAGUAGGCCUAGCAAUCAUAAUCAUCAUAUUGAUAGCAAUAAUUCAGGCUCACACAGACCUUCAAAGUUGCCAGAUUUUUCCGUUUGUGACACUAUGCCCCAGCGUACCUCUUGGUCAGCUAUUGAUGAUGAGGAAUGGCUGUCUCCAUCGAGUGAGCAAGUCCACCAAAAGCCUAAGGCUAAGGUGGAAGAGGAUACUCCACAACAGGUUUGGGCGGAUCCUAUUUACUUGGAGUCUGUCGAAAUGUACGCCUUGCCUUACGUGGUUCCUUAUUGAGAUUUAUGUUGAUGAUUUGUCAAAUGUAGUAUACGGUUUAACGGUAGGAGACGAAAGAGUUUGUCUCUAAGAGCUUCAGAUGAUCGGGCAAUUAUAGGUUGCAUGGUGUUUCUGCUCGAGUCUUCCAUGCAUUCGUGGCAAGGCAGUUGAUCCUUCAGAUAACUGUUCAGAGGUUUAUAAAAUCUCGUCAUAAUGCAUUGCUGGAAAAAACUGCAUCAUUCAGCGAGAGGAUGUAGAAUCAACCAAGCGGGUAUAUGGUUUAUGAGAUGCGAACAAUUGAAUUACCUGUAUACUCGUGAAGCCCAAUCAAAUGAGGAAGUUUUGCUCAUUGUUUUAUUCUUGUAGGUAAAUGCUGGUCUGCUGAGCAUAUAGGUAAGCAAAACAGCACAAUAGAGACAGGCACAGCAUUUACUCUGCACUUUAACGAGCCCUGUACUGUCGGAUUGACAAUUUGAGAUUUAGGUCUCAUGUAACAUAUGUAUUCUUUGUUACCCAAAUGAAAUUACCAGAAGAGCU
This is a messenger RNA of Marchantia polymorpha subsp. ruderalis, 4066 nucleotides long. The record is from the annotation of a GenBank genome assembly. Lineage: Eukaryota; Viridiplantae; Streptophyta; Marchantiopsida; Marchantiales; Marchantiaceae.